AGCAAAGAUUUGGUCGUUUGGAAGUCCGCUUUUAGGCAAUGCCUAAAUCUAUAUAUUAGCUUUUUUCUUGCAUAUUGCAUAGAAAUUUGCAAGCGUCUAAACAAGAAACCAGACAAGGUAUUCUAAUCAGACAUGACUAGGAUCCACACAAAUUACAGAAGUUGUUGUAAAUAAUUUAAGAAACCAUAUUUAUAAUGCCUUUUCGUCGAUUCUAGCUGAUUUUACUCGAUAAAUAGUUAUUGUUAUUAUUUUAAUAUUUUUUAUCUGACCGUUUUUAGUAUCUGAUUAGUAUCUGAUGGCCCUGGCUGAGCUUCAUCGUAUUGCGUCGCGCUUUUACUUAGCCAAUCAGAAUCGAGAGAGUAAGCACAAUAUAGAUUAAACACAAUUUAUUAGUCUUCAGAGGCGUCGUUGCUGUAGUGUUUCUGACACCUGUCAAUUGAAAUCUUCCCCCAUUCCACACCCAAAUAUGAAAUGCCCCAAAAGGCGGCAAGCUUUACUCAUGUUCAUUCUCUUCCAAGCAAGAGCAAGUGGUCGUUAUAAGGUAAGCACGUUUUGUAAACUUUUCAGAAGCACCAAAAAAGUACAAGUAUACUUUGAGAGACAUUUCUAGAACGACCCCAAAAAAACCUGAACAUGGCUAUAAAAUCCAUAAAACAGUAUCGGAACUAUCUAAAAAAGCGUUGUAAAAUUAGCAGGAGGAGGCCCAAAAGGCCCUUUCAAGGCAUUUUUUUCCUGUGAUUUAGAAAAUGUCUCAUACAUUUACUGUAUUUCUGGCUGCUAAAAGGGGGGGGCGGUCUCCCUGGGCCCCCCCUGGCUAUGCCCCUGCUUCCAAUAGCAUAAUCACGCAUUCUUCUUCUCGUAGGUGGCUAUUCUAGUGACUCCAGGAAACCCACAAUGAGAUGUCUUCUUCUCGUAGGUGGCUAUUCUAGUGACUCCAGGAAACCCACGAUGAGAUGUCUUCUUCUCGUAGGUGGCUAUUCUAGUGACUCCAGGAAACCCACGAUGAGAUGUCUCAUAUUAAUUGUGCUGUUAGCUGCUGUGGCGUUAUGCCACAGUCGUACAUAUCCCAGGGUUCACGCAGGCACAAACCGUGAAAAAAGAAUGGAGGGCAUCUUCGAAAGCAAAUACUUUGAUAACUGUCAACGCAAUCCAUGUUUCAACGGAGGAAGCUGUACAGACAGAGUCUAUGGAUACACAUGCGCAUGUGCACCAGGCUACACUGGCAACAACUGUGAAGAAAAUGUUAAUGAUUGUAUUCCUAACCCAUGCCAAAAUGGCGGGUUGUGCUGCUGUGAUCUGGUUAAUGACUGGAUCUGUUUGUGUCCUGAUGGCUGGGGCGGCAAAAACUGCACUGAAAUUAAGUUGUCCUGUGAGUUGUGUAAUUACUAA
Nematostella vectensis (starlet sea anemone) is the source of this 1389-nucleotide messenger RNA. RefSeq names its product delta-like protein D. The record is from RefSeq and is a predicted model, not a curated record. Lineage: Eukaryota; Metazoa; Cnidaria; Anthozoa; Actiniaria; Edwardsiidae. Bases 895 to 1389 code for a protein of 164 amino acids. Gene Ontology annotation, molecular function: Notch binding; calcium ion binding. The transcript has 3 exons. Gene Ontology annotation, biological process: Notch signaling pathway.